Messenger RNA from Rotaria socialis, 408 nucleotides. Lineage: Eukaryota; Metazoa; Rotifera; Eurotatoria; Philodinida; Philodinidae. The record is from the annotation of a GenBank genome assembly.
AUGGCACUUUUGAUAUUAUGCUGUAGAGGCUCAUCACCAUCCACACGAAUAUAUAUGUCAGCAUUGAUUGCUCUUGUACUUGUCUGCUCAUUUUCAUGUUGCUCUUCAUCAUCAGAAUUUCUAUUUGGUUCACCCACUGGCGAUACGGGCAAAAAUGUUGACGAUGUAGACAUCGACAAAAAAUUUCAUGGUCAAAAUAACGAUGAUUAUCCCUUGCCAUAUCGAUCUGCACCAUCCUCAAUUCAUUAUGUCAAUGCUAUUAAAAAUCCAAUGUUAUCAAAAAGUCAUUUACUAAAUCUCCUUUUGGAUUCUGCUUUGAUCCGAGAAGAUGUUCCCCAUCGACAGUAUCAAGAUCGUUUAUUCAAUAGAAGAUAUGCUCCACAAUCAUUUCAUGCUAUGCGAGGUUAA